This is a messenger RNA of Anoplopoma fimbria (sablefish), 1454 nucleotides long. RefSeq names its product phospholipid phosphatase-related protein type 5-like. Gene Ontology annotation, molecular function: phosphatidate phosphatase activity. NCBI's taxonomy places the organism in Eukaryota, Metazoa, Chordata, Actinopteri, Perciformes, Anoplopomatidae. The coding region runs from base 1 to 1089 and encodes 362 amino acids. The record is from RefSeq and is a predicted model, not a curated record. Gene Ontology annotation, biological process: signal transduction; phospholipid dephosphorylation; phospholipid metabolic process. The transcript has 7 exons.
AUGAUUGACAGUCAGCUGUCGGCACAGAGGAGGGCGAUGAGGAGCCUUCCUGAAGACAUCGGCCAGCAGAGGACCAGCACCUACAUCGUGCCCUGCUUCCUCUUUGUGGAGCUGGUCAUCAUGGCAGGGACCGUUCUGUUGGCGUACUACUUUGAGUACACGGACACGUUCCCCGUGCACAUCCAGGGCUUCUUCUGUUUCGACAAAGCCUACUCCAAGCCGUACCCGGGACCGGAGGACAACAGCAAGGCGCCGCCCGUCCUCGUCUACUCCCUAGUCACCGCCAUCCCCACUGUGACGAUUCUGAUCGGGGAAGUGACCAGUUUCUUUGUGAAGACGGAGGGAGCUCAGGAGAAGACCAUAGUGACCGCCGACUGCUGUUAUUUCAACCCCCUCCUCCGCAGGAUUGUACGUUUUCUGGGUGUCUACUCCUUCGGGCUCUUCACCACCACCAUCUUUGCCAAUGCUGGUCAGGUGGUGACAGGAAACCAGACGCCGCACUUCCUGUCUGCCUGCAGGCCGAAUUACACGGCUCUGGGCUGCCAGUCUCCGCUGCACUACAUCGCCGAGCGCCGCGCCUGCACAGGAAACCCGUACCUGGUGGCGUCCGCCCGCAAAUCCUUCCCCUCCAAAGACGCGGCGCUCAGCUUUUACUCAGCCAUCUACACGGUGAUGUACGUGACGCUGGUGUUCCGGACCAAAGGGACCCGGCUGACUAAGCCCACCUUGUGCCUGGUGCUGCUGUCUCUGGCCGUGCUGGUGGGGGUGGUGAGGGUGACUGAACACAGAAACCACUGGAACGAUGUCCUGGCUGGGUUCGUCACCGGAGGGGCCAUCGCUGCCUUCCUGGUGUCAUGUGUGAUCAAUAAUUUCAAGCAAACCCAGAUAGCAAUGCAGACUCCUCCACCUUCACAGCGUCCAGAGCCCGCCAUCGGGCUUCCCCUCCUCAGCCUGCCCCGCGUGGAGAGUCCACUCGAAAAGCUCCAGGGCUACCGUAUUCUGAGAUCACAUGACCAUCAGCCAAUCAGGUCCCCCGCCCCUCCCGAUGUGCUCCUCCCGUCACGGCGUUGCCUCACCAGCGCAGUCUAGACCUUCCCACUGAAUGCCCCCGGCCCUGCCCUGCCCACCCCGUAGGAAGACAUCCUCUCAGACGAGUCAAAUCCACGCAGGUCUGAAAGGUCCACCAAUCACAGGAGACAGAACAGCAACACGUGCUCGUGGCGAGCGCGGCUGAAACCUGUCACCCGCUAAGGACCAGUAGGAGUGGAUACCUGUCCUUCUGUCCUGUUCUGUCCUGUUCGUCCUCCACGAUGGCCUCCUUUUUUUCUUUCAGGUGAUAAAAGACCCAAUGAAAGAACCCGCCAAAGCCAGAGCUGUUUGAAGCAAUACUGUGUCCCUAUUUCCUUGUCCUGUUUUCCACAAAGACCCACGACAGGGACUCUAAAGACUGUUGG